AUGUCUGCGAACGAGGCCAAGCCCGAAGCCGUCCCGGAGGCCGUCCCCGAGACCGUCGCCCAGGAGGCCCCCGCCGAGGGUGCCGAGGGUGAGGCCGCCGAGGAGCAGCCGCAGCUUCCCCCUGUUUACGUGCGCCUGCCCAAGCCCAACUCGUCCCGCACGCUGCCCAAGGCGACUGGCACCGAGAACUACUCGUCGCUCAAGCUCUACUCGCAGCCGUCGGAGACUGUGCAGGACCUGAAGCUCGCCGUCAGCGAGUGGAUCGGCGGAUACUGGCUCGGACCUUACUCGCUCCGCCUGCCCGGCCAGCCGGGUGAGGCUCUUUCGCAGUCCAAGGACGGCGUCGACGUCCACGCUGGCGAGAAGCUCAGCGAGUGGCUCGAGAUUGGCGACGUCUUCGCCCACGUCCCCGAGGAGGGAGACCGCUCGCUCGAGGUUGUCAAGGAGCCCUACACUGAGGCCACUGCUCGCGCGGCCGUCGUCCGUCUCCUCGACUACAUUGAGCCUUCGGGAACCUCGGUCCACACCCUGUCGACCCCCAUCGGUGUCGCCCCCGGCGCUACCAUCUUCGAGUCGGUCCGUGACGGCAAGGUCACCGCCCAGACUGGCGGCCUCGCUGCCCCUGUCUACGAGGAGGUCGAGGCCCAGGUCCCCACUGGCGGCAAGAAGGGCAAGGGCGCCAAGAAGGAGACUAUCAAGAUCAAGAAGGAGAUUCCUGCCGAGAACCUGCACGCGUUCUCUGACUGGAAGGAGGAGUGGCAGUCUCUGCCCCUCUCCAAGCUUCCCGUUGCGCAGGCUCCCCUCGAGGUCCUCUCCUGCCUCCGCUCGAUCCAGCUCUCGCCCUUCAACCCUCCCCCGGCGCACCUCCGCCAGAAGGGCCACCAGCUGUACCUGCAGGUCUCGAUCCUUGAGGGCGACGUCUAUACGCUCGUGUGCAACUCGCGCGGCUGGUACGUCUCCAAGUCGAACGUGAACCACUUUGACCCUGCCCCUCGCGCGGCUGCCGACGGCUCGAUCCCCGCCCCGACGCACUCGCUCAUCGAUCUGCUGCACACGCUCUCGCCGCUGUUCUCUGAACGCAUCUUCGCCCUGCCUUCGCUUUCGUCCAAGCCCCCGGCGCUCGACCCCCUCUCGACCGUUGCGAUCCCGCAGGCCGAGCCGGCCUACCCCUGGCUCAUCUCCGCGCCCAAGCCGGACACUGUGCCGGAUGUGCUCCGCACGCAGCUCGCGUACCUGCACACGGGUGCGACUGUGCCCGAGGCGCUCGACUCGUCGCGCGACUGGAACGAGGAGAUCCAGGGCGUCAAGGAGCUCCCGCACUCGACGAUGCAGGAGCGUGUGUUCCGUGAGCGCAUGGCGCAGAAGACGUGGAGCGAGUUCACGCAGGCGUCGCUGCGCGCGAUCCAGGCCGUGUCCCGCGGCGACGUUAUCCCGCUCAACCCCAACGAGCCUUCGCGCUCGCACAUGUGGCUCGCGUCCAACAUUUUCGUGACCAAGGCGAUCGACUCGAUCGACGCGUACGCGCACCUCGGCGGCGACGCUGCCGCGCACGUCUCGCACGCCAAGGACGCCGAGGGCGUCAAGCUCCUCAACCGCCUGGACGUCGAUGGCGCGUACCUCCUCGGCCACACUGUGAUUGACUGGCAGGGCGACCGCUGGGUGUGCCAGUCUGUUCUCCCUGGCAUCUUCUCGCGCCGCGAGCCCGCUCCCGAGGCUGCCGCCGAGGAGCCCGCCGAGGGCGAGGACAAGAAGGAGGACUGGGUCAAGGUCGAGGGCGAGGGUGCCGAUGCCUCGAACCCGCUCAUCAUCUACGGUGUCGACUCGGAGCAGACGGGCACGAUCCACUGGGACGAGGCGACGCACAAGAUCAUGGAGCAGAUUGCCGCGCAGCAGCGUCUCGCGCCCCACAAGGUCAAGUCGGGCGACGACGAGCGCGAGUUCUACGCCUCGGCCGAGGUCAAGGGUCUCCGCGGCUCCGACGGACGCCGCUACCUCCUCGACCUGCCGCGUCUCAACCCCGUCGACAUUGAGUGGCUCGAGAAGGACUACAACGGCAAGCUUGCCGGCCCCGAGGGCGCCGAGGGCGACGCCCCCACCUAUCCCCACCGCAUGGCGCUGCUGCGUACCGAGCUCGUCGAGCUGUUCUGGGAGUCGGAGCUGAAGCGCUGGGCGCGCAAGGUUGCCGAGGAGCAGGCGGCCAAGAAGAAGGCCGAGGAGGGCGACAAGCCCGCGGCCGAGGGUGCCGCCGAGGCUGCCGAGGGCGAGGAGAAGAAGAACGAGCAGCCCAAGGAGACCGAGGAGCCCGCGAUCGACCCCGAGACGAUCGCGUCGCUCAAGGACUUUGAGCUGCGCUUCAACCCGGACGCCUUUGUCGACUCGCUCCCCGAGGAGGGUGCGACCACUUUCGGUCCGGCCAAGUACGCGGACGAGUCUGACCCCUCGAUCAAGGCUGUGCGCGACGCUUCGGUGUUCCUGCGCACGAUUGCCGUUCCCGCUGUCGCGCUCGACGUGCUCACCGGCGCCGCCACGGGCAUCAUGGACGGUAUCUCUCUCACGCGCCACCUGCACGCGCGUGGUAUCAACAUGCGUUACCUCGGCCACCUUGCCGCGACGAUCGACACGUUCUCCAAGGGCAAGGAUGGCGAGAAGCGCGAGUCGUCUGGCUACCUCAAGUCGCUCAAGGACAUUGUGCAGCAUGAGAUGGUCUUCCGUGCGUCCAAGCACGUGCUGCGCCGCCUCGUCCGCGACCUGCUGCCCGAGCAGGUUCCCGCGGCCGUGGCGCACUUCCUCAACGUGCUGCUUGGCACCGAGGUCAACCCCGCCCCCAAGGCGGUGUACGAGCGCUCGGACGUCGGACCGGCCAAGGAGCCCGAGUACGUCUCGCUGACGCCUGAGCAGCUCCGCGCCGAGCUCAUCGAGGAGAUCGAGACGCGCUUCAGGUGGAAGCUGGACGAGAGCUUCCUGACGCAGGGCCUGCGCAAGCCGCAGCUCCUGCGCGAGCUCGCGUCGCGCUUUGCGUUCCAGCUCGCGCAACGCGACUACGCGUUCACGUCUGAGGACGCUGCGGCCGAGCCCGAGGCGCCCAAGGCAGCCAAGGGCAAGAAGAACGCCAAGGCUGCUGCUUCCGCCAUCAAGCGCUCGACGACGUUCGAGCCUGCCGACAUUCUCACCCUCGUGCCCGUCAUCCGCUCCACCGCGCCGGCCGUCACGGUGGCCGAGGAGAUCUUCGAGGCUGGCCGCGCGACGAUUAACCGCGGGCAGGUCGAGCUUGGCCUCGAGUUCAUGCUGGAGGGUAUCCAGCUCUUCGAGUCGAUCCACACCGUGAUCCACCCCGAGGUCGCGGCGGCGUACAACCAGUACGCGUCGACUCUGCACCAGCUGGCGCGCAUCAAGAUCCAGCAGAUGGCCGCGCAGGAGAAUGCGGACCCCGAAGCGCCGCUCGGACUGGACAUUGCAACCGGCCUGCGCCUGCAGCGCCAGGCCGUGAUCAUCGCCGAGCGCACGCUCGGCGUGUACCACCCCGACACGCUGGCGUACUACUUCCAGCUGGCGAUGCUCGAGAACCUCGAGGGCAACAGCAAGGCGUCGCUGACGUACUUCCGGCACAUCCUUUUGCUGUGGGGCGUGAUCUACGGCGGACAGCACCCCGAGAUCGCGACCAUCAUCUCCAACGCCGGCAUCGUCCUGCAGGCGCUGAACGAGCACAGUGCCUCCGUCGUGCUGCUGAAGCAGAGCGCGGCGCGCGCCCGCGCCGCCUUCGGCGACAAGCACACGCAGUACGCGGCCGCGCUGCACCAGCUGACGCAGGCGCAUUUCCUCGGCGGCGACUUCCCCGCCGCCCUGGAGGCGAGCGAGGCCGCGCACGCAAUCUUCAAAGAUGCCUAUGGCGAGGACAACGCGCAGACAAAGGAGGUGGGCAAGAACGCCGAGCUCCUCCGUGCCGUCAUCGACAACGUGGAGCGCCAGAAGCAGGCCCAGGACGCCAUGCGCGCACAGCAGCAGCAGCGCCUCGCCCAGGCUACCGCCGCGGCUCGCUCCCCCCGCCUCCGCCCGUAA
Messenger RNA from Trichosporon asahii var. asahii CBS 2479, 4056 nucleotides. RefSeq names its product eukaryotic translation initiation factor 3 subunit (eIF-3). Gene Ontology annotation, biological process: intracellular distribution of mitochondria. Gene Ontology annotation, molecular function: mRNA binding; protein binding. Gene Ontology annotation, cellular component: cytoplasm. Lineage: Eukaryota; Fungi; Basidiomycota; Tremellomycetes; Trichosporonales; Trichosporonaceae. The record is from RefSeq and is a predicted model, not a curated record. The transcript is spliced from 3 exons. The coding region runs from base 1 to 4056 and encodes 1351 amino acids.